Messenger RNA from Rhodotorula toruloides NP11, 1893 nucleotides. RefSeq lists its product as uncharacterized. The record is from RefSeq and is a predicted model, not a curated record. Lineage: Eukaryota; Fungi; Basidiomycota; Microbotryomycetes; Sporidiobolales; Sporidiobolaceae. The transcript has 2 exons. Bases 1 to 1893 code for a protein of 630 amino acids.
AUGGUCGACAGACACGACAAGCGCACUUCAGCAGCGCGCGCACCCAUCCUCAUCCCUGCCCAACCCGCCGCCAAACCCGCGACUUCGGCCUCCGCUGCACGACCGCUCCCCUCGCCUCUCGACGCCGCCAUGAAGCCAAAGGGGCAUGGGAGGUCGCGCUCGUGGUUCAACACGCUCCUGAAGCCCAAGGCGGGCGCGAACAGGCGGAGUCUCCAGCCGACACCGACUCCUCCGCCGCGAACUGCGCACGCGCUGACGGCUCCUUCGGCGAGGAAUGGCUCAAGGCGGGCACGCGUGAGCGUCUCGGUUGACUUCAAGGGCAAGGAGAACGUCGCCGUCGCGUCGUCGCCCGUUCUGUGCCGUCCUUCCGCUCACAAAGAUCGCUCCUCGUUUGAUGUACCGCGGUCUGGCUCGUACUUGGACGUCAAGCCCCUCCCGCUCGACGGCGAACAGAAGCAGCGACUCGAGUCGUUCGCCUGGGACGGAGACUACUCGCCUCUACCGCUGAGCGAGGACAAGGGCAAACGACGAGCGGUGUACUUCGACGAGCAGGAAGAAGUGACGGAGGCGGCCAACAUGAGUCUCGGCUCGGUAUGGAGGGGCUUCCUUGAGGAAGCGGACGCCUCGGUCGACGAGCUGGGCAACCUGCGCUCGUCGAUCUCGCAGACGGACGCUCCGCAACGCCUUUCGAUCUCUUCCGACACUCCCUCGACGAUCGCCUUUCCCGGACCGGCGCUGCUGGCGGAUCUUCCUGUCACUUCCGUUCCUCUCCCCUCCGAACCUCGCUUCUCUCGCUUCUCCGUGUCUGCGCCAUCGAACCUCUCGCCCAUCCCUGAAGCCGACACUUUCGACGUCUCUUUCACGAACCCCUUCACGCUUGCACCCCGCCAAGUCAGCGGUUCCUCCACCCUCUCCAACCGCCCAGUCCUGCACAUCGAAGUUGCCCCAUCACGCAGGGCAUCCGCCAUGUCGAGUUCCGUCUACUCUCUCGCCUCAGAGCCCGAAGACGACCUCGAGACACCUGUCAACCCGGCGUACGACACCCGCCCUGAACCCGCCUCGUACUUCUCGCCCAUCUCGUCGCCCGAAAACACGCCUCUCUCGCUUCGUCUCGAGGGUCUCGCUAUUUCCGGCGCGGAUCUCUCUCCUUCAGCACCCGCCUCGCCGGCCUCACAACGCUCGCUCGACGCGACCUUCCCCAUUACCGAACCGCUCUUCGCGCCUCUCCCGCUCUCCGAAAAACCGUCGUUCUCAGCCUUCCGCUUCCCCUCGACCUCUUCGGCGUCGUCAUCGGACCUCACACAUCGUGCUGCCUCCCUCUUCGACGACCCGCCAGUCUCGGCACCCUCCUCGACCGUGACAGUCGCGACGAGCGUUUUCACUCGCGAGUCACCGGGCCCUUCGACGCUGGAGGAGCAGUGCCCCGCGCCGAGCGGCUCAGGACUCGCUCGUGGCGAGUGGCGAACGGACUGGGCGUUCUCCGCUGCGAGACAGGCGGAGUUGGCGCUGGGAGAGGAGGCGCGAGGACGGCCUGUCGUCUUUGACCUUUCGCCGACCGAGACGACCUUCCAGACGACUCGCCCUUCUCCGAGACCCGAGCGUGUCACAUCGCCAGCACGACCUUCCGGCGAGGACGACCGCGGGACGGUCUCGUCAAGGUCCUCACGAAGCUCACGACGACUCGAAAAGGCUCUUCCACCCGUUCCCGACACCGCGUCCAUCUUCUCGGCAUCCGGUACUAUCGCACCAGAUGAGGAGGUCGUGCGAAUCGAGGUGUACUGCCAGCGCGAGCUCGUCAGGCGGAAGAAGGAACGGCACGAGCGGUAUGUUAUCGAGCGAACGUUGCUGUACGGCGAAGCAGCGGACGACGUGCAGUUCGGUACAGCAGUGUAG